AGAAAAAAAGGCAGUGAAAAGCUUGCAGAAGCGGAAUAUCACAUUAAAGAAGUGUUUAAAAUCCUACAGGACGAAACAACAAGACUUCGCCAAGAGCAGGAAGCUGUCGACGCCAUAUCGAAGAAAUUGGAACGUGUUCACUUUUCUUCUACCGUAGAACUCAAUGUCGGAGGACACACCUUCACAACAAGCGUUCAAACGCUGACCAAGGAUCCAAACUCCAUGUUGGCUGCUAUGUUUUCAGGGAAAUUUGAAAUGAAGCCUGCUGAAGACGGCCCUUUCUUUAUCGAUCGAGACGGAACUCACUUCCGGUUUAUACUCAAUUAUCUCCGCACUGGAAGAUUAACUUUGCGAGAAGGAGCAACAUUUCUGAAAGAACUUGCAGAAGAAGCUGAGUUUUAUCAGAUCCAAGGAAUAAUCGACGAGAUGAAGUCCACUAAAACUGAAAUUCAAGCGGUUAGACCUUUGAACAAUCCUUUUGAAGUAUCGGACAUAUUAACAAAUGAAGAUCAUCGGCGGAUAUUGUUGAGUUGGUUGUCUGAGUUUCGCGGAAAGUGGCGUCUUCUGCACCGCGCUACUCGAGAUGGUUUCGAAGCCGCAAACUUUCACGCCAAUUGUGACGACAAAGGACCCACGGUUACCAUCGUAAAGAGUGGAAACAACGUUUUCGGAGGAUUUACAGAGGUGUCAUGGCAAAGUGGGCCAGAUCGAGGUUACACAUCAUGUACCAAGGCAUUCUUGUUCAGUUUGGACAAUCCACUAGGCCUGGAGCCAACUAAAAUGCCACUGAAGGAUUCAUACCAACAGCUUUCCGCCAUGAAAUGUCGCAGUGAUUAUGGACCAACGUUUGGCAACGGACACGAUCUCCAUAUCUCAGGACGCAGCGGUUCGAUUUAUCUUGACUGCUCUUAUGAAUGUCCUCCUGACCUAGGAGACCAACAGAGUAGAUUCUUUACGGGGAGUGGACGUUUCCAAAUAACAAAGUAUGAAGUGUUUGGGAUCCUUUGACUCAAACAUAACACUGGGAUAUACAAUAUAUAGGAGCUCUUUUAAAUGAAUACCUCAUUUUAUACUAUUCCAAUCAGAGAUUUUUUGAAAAAUGAGACUUUAAGGCAAUAGAAUGCUGGAGUAAAAUUCUUCAUUACCAGUGGAGUGUAUAUCAAUAUCUUGAAUGAAUGAAAAUCAAUUGGAACCCCACCAUACCACCAACUUGUUCAUCCCGGUAUUACAACCACUUUUUAUUUA
Messenger RNA from Stylophora pistillata, 1245 nucleotides. RefSeq lists its product as uncharacterized. The record is from RefSeq and is a predicted model, not a curated record. Gene Ontology annotation, molecular function: protein binding. Gene Ontology annotation, biological process: protein homooligomerization. Lineage: Eukaryota; Metazoa; Cnidaria; Anthozoa; Scleractinia; Pocilloporidae.